AUGAUCUUCUCACGCAUCCACAUCUUGAUCAUCUCUCAACUAUUUCUUAUUUUGACACUCAUCACUUCAGCAUCAGCAAAAGGUGGAAAACCAAAACCAAAGCCGAAGCCGAAGCCAAAGGGAGGGAAAGAUAAUCCAAUAAAAUCCUGCGUCUAUCAAAUACCUGACGACUUUGCCAACGAUCCCGUUGCAACUGCAUCGAAAUAUACCGUCACAGUCACUUCUGGUACUACUGUUUCUACUCCUGUCUAUGAUGGCUGUUGUUUCUUGGAAAAUCCCCCAAAAGAAUGCCCCCCAGAGAAAUGUGAAGGAGCAUGCACUGUGACGCCGGAAGAUGGCAAGAAGAGUUCUGCACAAAGAGGCGUGGAAAACAGCGAGAGGGUAUGGGAGUCCGGAUUUCUUGCAGCUGUGAUGUUUUCUCUAUUGUGA
Botrytis deweyae is the source of this 429-nucleotide messenger RNA. RefSeq lists its product as uncharacterized. Bases 1 to 429 code for a protein of 142 amino acids. Lineage: Eukaryota; Fungi; Ascomycota; Leotiomycetes; Helotiales; Sclerotiniaceae. The transcript has 2 exons. The record is from RefSeq and is a predicted model, not a curated record.